AACAGAACAACGCACCACGUUCAGAAGAGAACUAUUCAACGGUUCUAUAGUCGAUGACUGGUUCCUCGUGAACUGGGAUAAGAUAUACGGUAUUAAAUCAUAGACAACAGCUCAAAUACAACGAACCGUCUACUGACGACAUCAAAUAUUAAUUAAAACAAUUGAUUCGGAAAGCGUUUUGUUUUGGAAUAUUAGUAGCUCGGAACGCACAGUAGUAAAUUGCGCAGUUGAAGUUUUUGCGCGGAAGGAUAACGAAGUUAUUUGAGAAUUAUAUUUAUAUAUGACAUCAACACAACAGAUGAACAUGUUUAUGAAAAUAUCAGUUUUAUUUUGUGUUUUAUAUACAGUCGUCGCUGCACCAACCAAUCCGGUUCAAGAUGUCAAAACAGCACAGGAAUCAGAGAUUGGGAAUCAGUUGCUAAUUCAGCCGAAAGAAUUGACUGAACCCCAGACAUCGAAUGAUGAUGAGGAUGACGAUGGUGACCAGGGGGAGACACCGGAAAUCGAUAUUCAAUCUGUUUUGAAGCAAUUCUUCAGAAGAUUAAAGAACCAUCCCGAGAUUGUCCAGGAACUUAUAGAAAGAGAAGAGAAGAAACUGAUGGAGAGAGAAGAUUUGAAAGAUAUGAAACUUAUGGCUGAAACAGAGGAUAAUACCACACCUGUAAUUAAACAAGGUCACCAGACAGAGAAAGAGUUGGAUAAAAAUGAAGAGACAGAAUCCAGUUCUGAAACCGAAUAUGACCCAAGAUCAAGUGACGUCACUGGGACUGUUCCCGAAUCCAUGUUUUCUAAUAUCAACAACGUCAUUCCAGCAUUUCCCUACGACAGGAAUCCAGAAAAUGGUCAGCCAGGUAAAGAAGACAUUCAGAAAAUUGCCGAAGCCCAAGAAAAAUACAGUGAAGCCAACCCUUUCCUAAAUACUCUGCCGUUAUUCAACAGACUUCCUAACCCAAAUAAAGAAAACAGUAACCAUGACGACGUCCAAGAAUCACAUAACAACAUUGUUGAGGGUGUUGGAAGUGGGCCUGUCGGUUCUAAUGACAACCUUCCUAAUCCCAGUAACCAUGACGACCAGUCCGUCACCAAAACUAAAUACGAUAUCAAAGAAAUCAAACACGUUCCUAUCGAGGAAGAAUUGGUGUCGGAGGUUCCACCUUCCGAAUUGGCCGAGAAGAAGGAACUACGAGACGAGGCCCGUGAUGUUUUGCAACAGACUGCCGAACAGGCCUUAAAAACCGAAAAAUACCAAAAAUCCCUUCUGCAAGAAUCCCUGCUCCAAAAGGCGGGAUCUAAGAGAAACCCCGAUUCCAAGGAGCAUCCUUAUAAUUACAUUUAUUACUACUACGAUUAUGAUCAAGAUUUGAAACCCGAGGAGUUUGGAAGCCAUGAAUCUAAUGAUGACAUCGGUGAAUCGAGGGAGUUUGGAAGCCAUGAAUCUAAUGACGUCAGUGAAUCGAGGGAGUUUGGAAGCCAUGAAUCUAAUGACGUCAGUGAGUCUAGUGAGUUAAAUGAAUCAAAUGAAGACAGCGAAUCAUCGGAAGAAAAUGAAGAUCAUUCGAGUCCCGAAGAGGAAGACGUCCAGGAUGAAGAUCAUAUCUCAGAAGAAACAGACGACAAACAUGACAAACACAGCCACGAAAUGAACAGUCAGGAAGAAGAGCUCCAACAGUUGGUCAAACAGGUCAAGCAACCACGCCCACAAGCUAAGACCCAGCACAUGUAGAUGCUAUGUUUUCUAGAAAGACCAAUUGCCGAUAUCUGUUGCUUAUCAAAUUACGAAACAUUCGUCAUUCCACCUCCUCCAACUUCCUGGUUGGCGUAAAAAGCUCUCCGUUCUCCCAUCAGCUUCUGCCUUGAGCAUCGCGGGUCAACGAUGUGGGCCAAUGGAAUCUCCAAGCGUCCCAUGUGGCAUUCAUUCGCAGUCACUUGCUGUGCUAAUAUAUGAUCGUUCAUGUCCCGAUUUCAGCAAGUAUUCUCAGACUGAAGUUAAGAAUUUACUCAACUUUCAAUCACUGUUUAUGAGAAAUAUCUUUGAUCCACAAACACAAAACUUUGUACAUAGUUUCUUAUUGAUGUAUUUGAUACAUUAAAACAACAAAAGUUUUAUAAGGGCUAUAUUUUAGUUAAAAUAAGGCAAACAAUUUUGAGUAAAUUCUUAACUUAAGUCUGAGAAUGCUUUGUGAACACGGGGCCAGAUUCCCUUAUCCCGCCAUAUGGUAGCCUAUGUUUGCUGAUUCCCUUAUCCCGCCAUAUGGUAGCCUAUGUUUGCUGAUUCCCUUAUCCCGCCAUGUGGUAGCCUAUGUUAUCAAAUAUGGAAUAUAAGAAUUCCAUAUUUAUACAUUCAUCUGAGAUUUCUCAUAAUGAAGCAGCAGCUUCGCAAUGGUUAUUAAAUGUAUAGCUCUGCCUGUAAUGGCAGCUUACGGUUCUCGAGAGUAAAUGUCCAAUUUCGAAUGACCAGGAGAGCUUUUUACACCAACAACUUAUCAUCUCCUUAUCCCACUUUCACAUGACGUCAUCAAUUAAUAACGACUUGUACUUAUGUAGAUCUGACACAGGGGCGUGGCUAGGGUAUGUAUCGGUUCCCAUUCCACCCCCACUCCCAAACGUAAAGCACAAUACACAUCAAAUAGCCGGCAAAAAGCAGUGUCUUCGUGAAAAAAUAUAAAUGUGUCCUGCUUUCACGACAGAACUUUAUUUUUCAAUGCAGUAGAACGAAAGUGCCGCCUCUCUAUCCCAAGCACAAUUUAGAUUUGUAUGUUUUGGACCAGGAACGGAGACCCAAGCGCUACCCACUUUGUUGUUGUUCUCGCCCUUACUCUUGCGCCGUUUUGAUUCCUUACAUGUACGUGACAACCUCUUGGGUUUUCUCGGGGCUCUACCGCAGUUUCGCCCCACUGCUAAAAACCUCUAGGCGCAAGCGAAUUAUUGAAAUAGCAUUGAACCUUUAAAGCCUAAGGCUCCUCCGAUUUAAAUACGAUCAAUUCCAAAAUGGUGGCCACGACGUCAUGGUCGGUCCCUGGUCUAUUGUACGUUACUACUUGUUAAUCAUAUUGUAAACAGCUUGAUACCCAGACUGCAUUAGCCACCUUUAUUGCAUGCAGUCUUUCAUUUUCCCUAAAGCCGGCGCUGUUGUUAAGGAGAAUGAAAGUGGCAGUCGUAGCGGUUGGGCGUUAAACUUCUAGACAACUACUUUCAUUUUCCUAAAGCCGGCGCUGUUGUUAAUCAUAAUGAAAGUAGCAAUAGUAGCGGUUGGGCGUUAAACUGCUAGGCAACUACUUUCAUUUUCCUAAAGCUGGCGCUGUUGUUAAUCAGAAUGGAAGUAGCAAUAGUAGCGGUUGGGUGUUAACUACCGGUACUAGACAACUACUUUCAUUUUCCCUAAAGCCGGCGCUGUUGUUAAUUAUAAUGGAAGUAGCAAUAGUAGCGGUUGGGCGUUAAACUAUUAGACAACUAUAUGUACUUUCAUUUUCCCUAAAGCCGGCGCUAUUGUAAUGAGAAUGUAGCCGCACUGUUUACUUCUGAAUCCAUUUUAUUAUUUCACGUGUCUUUAUUGAUCCAAUCUGAAUAAAACACACAUCCUGUUUCGUUUCGGUUUUUUUUAUAGUUCAAAAUGUCGUUUUACUUGUCUUUACUACACUAGGAUCUGGAAGAGUUGUUAUAUUACUGGCGUUUUCGUUGAAGUUAGGAUUAGCCAAUGAAACAGUCUGUUGCGGCGACUUCUUGACGUGCCAUGCACCACUAGAAACGUCAACGCUGAUUGAUUAAUCAAUGUCUGACGUCAUAGGGUAAAAAGUCGCUAGUACGACGCGACCUCGCACUACAACUGGUCAGAUCGUCAUGUAGUGUAGGCCAUCGAAAGUAUAAAAACACGAAACGAAAUAUAGACCAGGGCCCGGCCUGCUUCUCAAAAUCUUAACUAAAGAUAUAAUCCCAAUUUUAUUAGAUACUUCAAUUUUGAUAGGCUAAGCACUAAAAUCAAUAUAAUAUUAUCCAAUCAAAUUAGUAAAAUUUUGAUUUUAUGUUAGUUAAAAUUUCGUAAAACAGGCCCCUGUAUUUUAAUCAGAUUGGUAAUGAUAUUAUAAAUGAUUUAAUAUUUGUAAAUAUAAUAAAUAAUUUAUUUCAAUAUUUAAAUAAUGGCAGUGGCUAUUGUUACGACCAGUCGUAAAAAUAGUCCUCAGGCUUUUGUUACGACGAUGCUUUCUGAGCCCUCCAUCGGCAAAGUUUAGGGUUAGGGUUAUCGGGAGGUGAGGGUUCUUUGCAGAUCCCCCCACAGAAAGCACGGGUCGUAGGUCUAACGUUUCCCAACCCUUGAGGGAAUCGAACCCAUUGACGGCAUCCAUUCGCCUCGCAGUUGCCGGUCCAGCGC
Messenger RNA from Patella vulgata (common limpet), 4366 nucleotides. RefSeq names its product myb-like protein X. The record is from RefSeq and is a predicted model, not a curated record. The transcript is spliced from 8 exons. Bases 281 to 1723 code for a protein of 480 amino acids. NCBI's taxonomy places the organism in Eukaryota, Metazoa, Mollusca, Gastropoda, Patellidae.